Molecule: messenger RNA, 3415 nt
Organism: Cygnus olor (mute swan)
Lineage: Eukaryota; Metazoa; Chordata; Aves; Anseriformes; Anatidae
Gene: IGDCC3
Product: immunoglobulin superfamily DCC subclass member 3
Exons: 14
Coding region: 120-2450 (776 amino acids)
Biological process (GO): axon guidance; cell-cell adhesion
Cellular component (GO): axon; plasma membrane
Molecular function (GO): protein binding
Source: RefSeq, a predicted model, not a curated record
CCCCCCCCCCCCGCCUUCUCAAGCGGAGGGAGGAUCUCUGCCUCGCCUCCUCCCUUCCCCUCCCGCCCCGGCUGCUCCCUCCCCGUGGGGCGCAGGGAGGCGAGCCCGCCCGGGAUGCCAUGGCUCCGCCGGGCUCCGCGCUGCCCGCCUGCCUGCUGGGGCUGCUGCUGCUCGCCUGCCGCGGAGAUUUUGGCCAUUCCUCCGAGCUGGCGUUCGUGGUGGAGCCCAGCGACGACAUCGCGGUGCAGGAGCAGCCCUUGAUCCUCUACUGCCAGGUGGAGGGCAUCCAGCCCAUCACCAUCACGUGGCGGAAGAACGGCGCGAUGAUCGUGGACAGCGAGAACGCCUUCAUGUUGGCCAACGGCUCGCUCUACGUCUCCCGCUUCCAGAGGGUCCGCGGGGACGGGUCCUCGGACGAAGGCGAGUACGACUGCAUGGCGCAGAACCACUACGGGCUGGUGGUGAGCCGGAAAGCCAAGAUCCAGGCAGCCACGAUGUCCGACUUCCACAUCCACCCGCAGAACGCGGUGGUGGAGGAAGGGGGCGUUGCGAGGUUCCAGUGCCAGAUCCACGGCCUGCCUGAGCCUGUCAUCCUCUGGCACAAGAACCGCAUGCCGGUCAACACGGACAACGAAAGGUACACGCUGCUUCCCAAGGGGGUUCUCCAGAUUACGGGGCUGAGGGCAGAGGACAGCGGGAUUUUUCACUGCGUCGCUACCAAUAUUGCUAAUGUGAAGUUCAGCCGGGAGGCCAGGCUCACUGUGUCAGGCUCCCACUCCACUGUUUACAAGGACCCCAUGAUUCUUGUCGGACCGGAGAACCUCACGCUGACGGUGCACCAGACCGCGGUGCUGGAGUGCAUCGCGACCGGCAAUCCCCGGCCCAUCGUCUCCUGGAGCCGCCUAGACGGCCGCCCGAUUGGCGUGGAGGGGAUCCAGGUGCUGGGGACAGGAAAUCUCAUGAUCUCGGACCUCACCGUGCAGCAUUCUGGCAUCUACGUGUGCGCCGCGAACAAACCUGGCACGCGGGUGCGACGGACCGCACAGGGCAGGCUCGUGGUACAAGCCCCUGCGGAGUUCGUGCAGCACCCCCAGUCCAUCUCGAGGCCCGUGGGGACCACCGCCAUCUUCACCUGCGUGGCCCAAGGGGAGCCCCCGCCGCAGAUCACUUGGCUGAGGAACGGGCAGAUCCUGGAGACCAGCGACCACAUAAAGCUGAAGAAUAACAACAGCACCCUCUCCAUCUACGGGAUCAACCAGGCGGACGAGGCCAUCUACCAGUGCAUCGCUGAGAACAGCGCCGGCUCCACGCAGGCCAGCGCCCGCCUGACGGUGCUGUGGGCGGACGGGCUGCCCGGGCCUCCGCAGGCCGUGAAGGCCGAGACGGUGUCUGCAACCACCAUCCAGGUGUCGUGGAAGGAGCCCCUCCAGAACACCAAGGAGAUCAUCGGCUACGUGCUGCACAUUCGGAAAGCUGCAGAUCCUGUGGAGAUGGAGUACCAGGAGGCUGUCAGCAAGAGCACCUUCCAGCAGCUGGUGACUGAUUUAGAGCCCUCGACCAGCUAUAGCUUCUAUAUAAAGGCUUACACCUCCCGCGGUGCCAGCAAGGCCUCAGAAGUCACAGUGGUGAGCACGCUGGGAGAAGUCCCAGCCAUGCCGUCCCUCUUCAUUAAAGUCAUUAACAGCACUGCUGUCCAGGCCACGUGGGAGCCCUCCAUCAAACUGGGCCAGCACGAAGGCUUCAAGCUCUACUACCGCAAAGUCCACCUCUCCCAGUACACGGGUCCAGUGCUACUGGCCAGCAACAUAACAGCGUACAACAUUACCCACCUGGAUGCGUCGGUGGUGUACGAAGUCAAACUCCUCGCCUAUAACCAGCACGGGGAUGGAAAUUCAACUGUCCGCUUCGUGUCCUUGAGGGAAACCGUGGAGAGGACAGCGCUGAACCCCCCUUGUGACUGCAUGAAGGACGAGCAGAACAAUAAAACCUCCACGACUGGUAUCAUCAUUGGCAUCCACAUUGGCGUCACGUGCAUCAUAUUCUGCGUCCUUUUCCUCAUGUUUGGGUACAGAGGAAGGCUGCUGAUGUGUAAAAACGUGCAGGAGCAGCUGUCGACCCCGCAGAUCCCGAGGAGCCAGAGGAGCGCCACGGGGCUCGUUCUGAACGGGGCUGCCCGCAGGGACAGGGACGAGCGGGACUUGAACGGGAAGCAGCUGGAUAUGAACGAGCUGGAGAGGUUAUUCCCAGCGGCACCCUGCCAGGAGCAGCAGAACAAGGGAACAACGCCGUCUCGCAGCCCGCCUGCCGCCCACGACGACACGCAGAUAUCCACGCUGCCCUUGGAUGAGUUCAGCAUCAUCGAAGAGCAGCCAGAGCCUCCCCAAAAAAGCCCCUGCGGCGGCAGCCCUGCUGCUCCGGCCCCCCACCCCAUUCUCACCCAUGAAGGAUAACCUGCCAAGGCUUGAACCCUCGUGUAGGAGCUACCAGAAACCAAAACCGCGGCUGGCGACGUCUUUACGAUGAUUUCCUCAAUCUCAGGUCAAUUGAAGAUUUCUACGGUCUGAUUGUUAUUUUUUUGUUUUGCUUUAUUUUUAUAUAUAUAUAAAUAUAUAUAUAUAUGUGUGUGUAUACAGCCUUUUGGAAACUCUGUGAAGUUUGUCAUUCCGACCUGUCUCAGGCCUCUUGGUGCGUUUCUUUCAACGAUGGCUUUAUCAAGGCUGGUCACGACUGAUUUUUCCCGCUGCUGCUAAGUAAAAGACUCCUUGGCAGAGUCUGGCAAACUCUCCCAUCCCUGACAUUUUUGGGGAUACAAUGGAGCUUCGUCCGCUUGGCAUCACAGACUUCUUCCCACUUAGCAGCUUUAGGACUACUUUUUGGAUCUAUUUUUUAUUUUGAGAAGACUGGAUUCGGAGAAACCCUUCGAACUUGACUCCAAAAAUCGAGGCCUGGAAAGGCCGUCUUUCCAUGGAUUUGAUGAUUUUGUACACUUUUGCUAUUUCUCAGGAUACUUUUUUGCUGAAUGACCCGAUAAAACAUGGAAAAAAAAAAAAAAAAAAAAAAAAAAGAGUGUGUCAAAGGAGGCCUGCCUGAGGGCUACUGAAAGACUUGGACAAACAACUCGAGUGAAAUCAGAACCUACCUCAACCGGAAUGAAUGUCUUCUGGGGAGCAGAAAUGCCUGCGUCUUCCUUCGUGUUCAGUAACAAGUAGCGGAGCACUUGGUCAGUACAAGCUUGGUCCUACCUCAGCAGUCACGCUCUGUACCUGCCGCGUUGUUGUUUUUGUUGUCGUCGUUCCCAUGUAAAGCACUUCCAAACCUUGAAAGCAAUGUUCUACCUCAAGCGUGAUAGAAAUUCGUGUGUGUGUGCCCACCCCCCCCACCCCCCACCCCAAAUGCUGCCUCCUCCACCCGGCCC